Messenger RNA from Oncorhynchus masou masou (cherry salmon), 5095 nucleotides. Its product is annotated as voltage-dependent L-type calcium channel subunit alpha-1C-like. Gene Ontology annotation, cellular component: membrane; voltage-gated calcium channel complex. NCBI's taxonomy places the organism in Eukaryota, Metazoa, Chordata, Actinopteri, Salmoniformes, Salmonidae. The record is from RefSeq and is a predicted model, not a curated record. Gene Ontology annotation, molecular function: high voltage-gated calcium channel activity. Gene Ontology annotation, biological process: calcium ion import across plasma membrane.
ACUCUUCCUCUUCAUCAUCAUCUUCAGCCUGCUCGGCAUGCAGCUCUUCGGAGGCAAGUUCAACUUCGACGAGACGCGCCGGUCAACCUUCGACAACUUCCCCCAGUCGCUGCUCACCGUCUUUCAGAUCCUGACAGGUGAGGACUGGAACUCGGUGAUGUAUGACGGCAUCAUGGCCUACGGAGGGGCGUCCUUCCCAGGGAUGCUGGUCUGUAUCUACUUCAUCAUCCUGUUCAUCUGUGGAAACUAUAUCCUCCUGAAUGUCUUCUUGGCCAUCGCCGUGGACAACCUGGCUGAUGCUGAGAGUCUGACGUCAGCACAGAAGGAAGAAGAGGAGGAGAAGGAGAGGAAGAAGCUGGCCAGAACGGCCAGUCCGGAGAAGCGUCAUGUCAACGAAAAGCCCCCGAUAAUCGAGGUAGAAGAGAAGAAGGAGGAGAAGAUUGAGCUGAAGUCCAUCACCUCAGACGGAGAGACAACCAAUGCCACCAAGAUCAACAUUGAUGAGUACCAAGUAGAUGUGAAUGAAGAGAAGAACCCGUAUCCAGCUAAUGAUUUUCCCGGUACCACUGUACCGGUGAUAAAAAGAGAGGAUGAGGACCCUGAGAUGCCUGUGGGCCCCCGGCCUCGGCCCCUGUCUGACAUUCAGCUGAAGGAGAAGGCUAUUCCCAUGCCUGAGGCCCGGGCUUUCUUCAUCUUCAGCAACACCAACAAGUUCAGGGUUCUGUGCCAUAAGAUGGUGAACCACAACAUCUUCACCAACCUCAUCCUGUUCUUCAUUCUACUGAGCAGUAUCUCUCUGGCAGCAGAGGACCCUGUCCGGAACGACUCCUUCAGGAACCAGAUAUUAGGCUAUGCAGACCAUGUCUUCACUGGGCUCUUCACCAUAGAGAUCAUUCUGAAGAUGACAGCGUACGGGGCGUUCAUCCAUAAGGGUUCGUUCUGUCGGAACUACUUCAACAUUCUGGAUCUGGUGGUGGUCAGCGUGUCGCUCAUCUCCUCUGGAAUACAGUCCAGUGCCAUCAACGUGGUGAAGAUCCUUCGUGUUCUCAGAGUGCUUCGGCCCCUGAGGGCUAUCAACAGGGCCAAGGGCCUCAAACAUGUGGUCCAGUGUGUGUUUGUGGCCAUCCGAACCAUCGGGAACAUCGUGAUCGUCACCUCUCUGCUGCAGUUCAUGUUCGCCUGCAUCGGAGUACAACUCUUCAAGGGGAAGUUUUUCUACUGCUCAGACAGCUCCAAGUCUACAGAGCCUGAAUGCAGGGGUUCAUACAUCAUGUAUAAGGACGGGGAUGUGGGGAAGCCAGAGAGGUCCAUGCGUGUCUGGGAGAACAGUGACUUCAACUUUGACGACGUGCUCCAGGGGAUGAUGGCUCUGUUCGCUGUCUCCACCUUUGAAGGAUGGCCAGCACUCCUGUACCGGGCCAUAGACUCCCAUUCAGAGGACCUGGGCCCUGUCUACAACUACAGAGUGGUCGUGUCCAUCUUCUUCAUCAUCUACAUCAUCAUCAUCGCCUUCUUCAUGAUGAACAUCUUCGUCGGUUUCGUCAUUGUCACCUUUCAGGAGCAGGGAGAGCAGGAGUACAAGAACUGUGAGCUGGACAAGAACCAGCGUCAGUGUGUGGAAUAUGCCCUGAAGGCCCGUCCCCUACGUCGGUACAUCCCUAAGAACCAGUACCAGUACAAGGUGUGGUACGUGGUCAACUCCACCUACUUUGAGUACCUGAUGUUUACUCUCAUCCUGCUGAACACCAUCUGUCUGGCCAUGCAGCAUCACGGCCAGACCCACUCCUUCAACGAUGCUAUGAACAUCCUCAACAUGCUCUUCACCGGCCUCUUCACUGUGGAGAUGAUCCUUAAACUCAUCGCCUUCAAACCACGGGGUUACUUUAGUGAUCCUUGGAAUGUUUUUGACUUCCUCAUCGUAAUUGGCAGCAUAAUAGACGUCAUUCUGAGUGAGAUCAACGGACUACAAAACUCUGAAGAUAACGCCAGGAUCUCCAUCACCUUCUUCCGGCUGUUCAGAGUGAUGAGGCUGGUCAAACUGCUGUCUCGGGGAGAAGGGAUACGGACCCUGCUGUGGACCUUCAUCAAGUCCUUUCAAGCCCUCCCCUAUGUAGCACUGCUCAUAGUGAUGCUCUUUUUCAUCUACGCCGUCAUUGGGAUGCAGAUGUUUGGUAAGAUAGCCCUGAGGGACAACAGUCAGAUCAACAGGAACAACAACUUCCAGACCUUCCCCCAGGCUACACUCCUGCUCUUCAGGUGUGCCACAGGCGAGGCGUGGCAGGAGAUCAUGCUGGCAUGCGCCCCCAUGCGACCCUGUGAGAAGGGGUCAGAGGUGGGACCAGCCAGCGAAGACCAGUGUGGGAGUCACUUCGCUAUCUUCUACUUCGUCAGCUUCUACAUGCUCUGUGCCUUCCUGAUCAUCAACCUGUUUGUGGCUGUGAUCAUGGAUAACUUUGACUACCUGACCAGAGACUGGUCUAUUCUAGGACCUCACCACCUGGAUGAGUUCAAGAGGAUCUGGGCUGAGUACGACCCAGAGGCCAAGGGUCGUAUCAAGCACCUGGAUGUGGUAACUCUGUUGAGGAGGAUUCAGCCUCCUUUGGGCUUCGGGAAGCUCUGUCCCCACCGGGUGGCCUGCAAGCGUCUGGUCUCCAUGAACAUGCCCCUGAACAGCGAUGGCACAGUCAUGUUCAAUGCCACCCUGUUUGCCCUGGUGCGAACAGCACUGAGGAUCAAGACUGAUGGUAACUUGGAGCAGGCGAACGAGGAGCUCCGGGCCAUAGUGAAGAAGAUCUGGAAGAGAACCAGUAUGAAGCUGCUGGAUCAGGUGGUGCCCCCUGCUGGAGACGAUGAGGUGACGGUUGGGAAGUUCUACGCCACUUUCCUGAUCCAGGAGUACUUCAGGAAGUUUAAGAAGCGUAAAGAGCAGGGCCUGGUGGCCAAGGUGCCGCCCAAGACGGCUCUCUCCCUGCAGGCGGGCCUGCGGACGCUCCAUGACAUGGGUCCUGAGAUCCGGAGGGCCAUAUCAGGUGACCUCACAGUGGAGGAGGACCUGGACAAGUCGAUGAAGGAGCCUGUCUCGGCUGCGUCCGAGGACGAUAUCUUCAGGCGAGCGGGUGGGUUGUUCGGCAACCACGUCAGCUACUACAACGACGGGCGCGACAGCGGACGCAACACCUUCCCACAAUCCUUCACCACGCAGCGCCCGCUCCACAUCAGCCAGACGGGCAGCCCCGGCGAGGGCGAGUCCCCGUCCCACGAGAAGUUGAUGGACUCUACCACCUUCACCCCGAGCUCCUACUCUUCCUCGGGCUCCAACGCUAACAUCAACAAUGCCAACAACACGGCGGUCCCCGGUGUGGUAGUGGGGGUUGGUGGUCCAGGGGGGCUCAGCCGUUUCCCAAGCCCCAGCAUCAGUACUGUGGACGGGCAGAGCGGACCCCCGCUAACCCCGAUACUACUGCCGAGGUCUGCAUGGUGCUUCCCUCCCAAGAGCUCGGACUCCACUGACAGCCGUCUGCCGUUCAUCAGGCGAGAGGAGGAGGCGUCGACGGACGAGACGUACGAUGAGAGUUACGCGGACGAGAGAGAAUACCGCCGAAGCGACCAGAACAUUCUCACCUCAGACAUGCUGGUAUAUCAGGAUGAGGAGAACAAGCAGCUGACUCCCAUGGAGGACGGAGAGGAUGGGGGAGACAGGAGACCCUGGCACUCUCCCAGACGAGCCUUCCUCUGUCCCACAGCUCUGGGUCGGAGGUCGUCCUUCCAUCUGGAGUGUCUGAGGAGACAGACGAGAGCAGAUGUCUCCCAGAAGACAGUACUACCGCUGCACCUGGUCCACCAUCAGGCACUAGCAGUAGCAGGUCUGAGCCCCCUGCUUCGACGGAGCCACUCCCCGACCCUCUUCACGCAGCUCUGCUCUACGUCUCCUACCAGUCCCACAAGCCGGGGUAGCCAGGCCUCCUACCAGCGUGUGCCCACCCUUCGUCUCCAGGGCACGGGCCCUGGCACCGGCUCCUACGAGCUCAACUCCAGCCUGCCAUCGGUCAACUGUGGGCCGUGGUACAGCGACAGCAACGGGAACAGUCCCGGUAUCAGCCCUAGGGUGGGUACGGCUAACCAGCGGCCGCCGCGGCCCGUCUCCCUCACUGUGCCGAGCACAGUGCACAAGGACGCUACAUCGUUGUCCCACGGUAGCGCCGGCAGUCUGGUGGAAGCUGUGCUGAUAUCAGAGGGCCUGGGCCAUUUCGCUCAGGACCCGUCCUUCAUCGAGGUGACCAAGCAGGAGCUGGCGGACGCGUGCGACAUGACCAUCGAGGAGAUGGAGAACGCAGCCGACAACAUCCUCAACGGCAACAGCCAGCCCAGUCCCAACGGCAACCUUUUACCCUACAUGCACUGCAACAGGGACCAUGCUGCUUCCCAGGAGCCAGGCCUCAGCGAUGGGCCUGGGCCGGUCGGGGCCACGGCCCCUGGGGAGAUUGAGGAGCUACUAGGGGCCACUCACCUAGGGCAGCACGGGGAUCCGGAGGAUGAGGAGGGGUUGGAGGUGGUGGGAGGGGAGGAAGAGCACACCGGGGGUGUGGAGGUGGUGGUUGAGGUUGGGCAGAGGAACAGCGGCCUGUUGGAGGAUGAGGACAUGGAGUGUGUGACCAGUUUGUAGGGUUGGACCCUCACACACGCAGCAGCAACAGUGAACCUCUGGACCCCCUCUAUCUCUCUCUCUCAGUCUGGACCCCCCUCUAUUUCUCUCUCUCGGUCUGGACCCCCUCUAUCUCUCUCUCUCGGUCUGGACCCCCUCUAUCUCUCUCUCUCGGUCUGGACCCCCUCUAUCUCUCUCUCUCUGUCUGCUGGAUGAGACCUGGCGUCGGCGGUCUACAGACCAUUACUUCUAAACAUACUUAUUUCCUUUUAUGGAAGACAUUUUAUUUGAUGGGAUUGAGAUGGGUGUUUUUGUGUGUGUGUGUGUGUGUGUGUGUGUGUGUGUGUGUGUGUGUGUGUGUGUGUGUGUGUGUGCGUGUGCGUGUGCUUGUGCGUGUGCGUGUGUGUGUGUCUGUCUCUGGGUGUUUCAAAAGUGCCUCACAGUUAUCACGUC